AUGGAGACAGCAACUUCUUCCCCUUUGUCUACUCAAUCGAGAAGUAAUAGCGAAAAUUCUGGAUCUACUACGAUUAUACCGCAUAUGAACCCCUCCUUGGCAACACCGUUAACUGUAUCAACUGUAGUGCAUCAUUCAAAUUCUAAAGAAUUUAUGAAGUUAACUCCAGUUCAUAUUAGAGAUUUUGGCUCUCCUUUGAAAAAAGUGUCCACUAAUCACCAUUUUUUGGAUUCAGAAAAUGGCAAAUGUAACACGAUGGAUAAUAUGUAUAAGGAAAAUUUCAAUCUCAUUUCAAAGGAGUUGGAAAAACUGCUGGAGAACCUUAAUGUAAUAUAUCAAAAUAUUGGAUACUCUAACACGGAAAUUAUCAACAAGGAAAAACAAAUAUUCACCACUAUAUCUGAUUCUAUUAAACAAUUUUUUGAGCAUGCCGACGAAGAAUUAAAAAGACUAUCUGCAGAAAAUGGAGUGGAACAAGAUAUUUUAAAUAAUAUUCUGGAGAGGAUAAAUGACCCAAGUGGCAUAAAAACCAUCCCUGAUUUAUACAUUAGAAAUGCUAUUCUAUUACAAGAGAGUAAAACUGUACCUCAAUCACCUAAAAAGCCACUUUCCUUAUUAAGCAAAAAAGCAGCAUUAGAUACUGCGAAAAGCUUCGUCUUAAAGAGCUUUUUACCCCAACUUCAUAACUAUUUGAAGUCUUUAAUUACUUUAAAACAACUCAUACAGUCUGUAAAAGAAGAUCUUCCAGGAUUGACAGAAGCGGAUAUUGAGGCUAUCACUGCAUUUCCCGAAUUAGACAUAUUAACAGCAUAUUUGACUCAAAUAGAAAAUAGCAAAGACAAUAUUGACUUGUCCAUGAAAUUUAUCAUAGAUAAUAAAAUGUAUAUUUUACAAGGAUCCGCAUUUAAAACCAUUAACAAAGAAUCUGUGGAACACAUGAAUGAGGUCAUAAAAAUUUACAAGGCAGAAUACGAGCAGAGGUUCAAAAGCAUACUCAGAAAAAAGAAUACUAUUUUAUCCAUAUCUGAACAACUUGAAACUCCCCUCUCACCAUUAAUUAACGAAAAUUUUGAACAAGAUUUGAGAUCAUACGGAGAAGGGAAAAACCUCACUUCUGAAGUACCAGAGUUUCACCCAGUAGACAGAGAAAGAAUAUGCAAGAUUGAUACUGCAUUAGAAAAGAUACAAGCUAUCCACAAUGAGAGAGAAAAUAAGAAAAAAAUCUUGAUGGAACAAUGCAAAAAACUUUGGACAAGACUAAAAAUUCCUCAGGAAUACACCAAAACGUUCAUGCGCAAUAACUCAGACUUAUCUAUCGAGACCUUGGAUAGAAUAUCUAACGAGCUAUCACGACUUGAAGUAAUGAAAAAAAAAUUAAUCAAGAAACUUAUAUCAGACUCUUGGGACAAAAUUAAGGAAUUGUGGGACACACUACAAUAUUCAGAAGCAAGCCGGUCUAAAUUCAUCAUUCUAUUUGAUGAACUAAGAAGAAAUGCAACAACUUUACAGGAUGAUGAGCUUUUGCUAGAAACUUGCGAAAGCCAACUGAAAAAACUGGGGGACAGACUGAUAAUUUAUAAACCAAUCCUGAAACUAAUAUCAGACUUUGAAUCCUUACAAAAAGAUCAAGAAUUUUUGGAAAGAAGCUCGAAAGACUCUUCUAGACUUCUUUCAAGAAAUUCUCACAAGAUUUUACUAACUGAAGAGAAAAUGAGGAAGAGGAUAACAAGACACUUUCCUCGCGUCAUCAAUGAUUUAAGACUUAAAUUGGAAGAGGCCGAUGGAUUAUUCGAUCAACCAUUUUUGCAUAAGGGUAGGCCACUUUCAGAAGCGAUUGACAUCCAGCAACAAGAGAUAGAAGCAAAGUAUCCAAGAUGCAGAGUUAGAAUGCAGAGAUCAAAAAAAGGAACAAGUAAGGUGUGUAAGGAAAACAAAGUGACAAAAAAAUCUUUCAAGGACACUCAAAGUUCUAUCAGGGCACCGAUUAGCCUAUAUUUAAGUGAUUUUAACAUGACUCAUAAAACGCCCUCAAAAAGUUCGGCGAAGAACUUACCCAAGAAUGGAACAUCUCGAGAGAAUUCGCUUACUCGACAUAUGCAAGGAACAACGAGGUUGUCCAGUCCUAAAAGAAGAGAUACAAGGUUACUACCGCCCACAGUAAUAUCCAGAAAUUCCAAAAGGAAUAUAGAGACGCAUACUUUGAACAAAGACAGGCCAUCCGAUUUUUCAUCUUCACCCAUGCUAAACUAUACACAAAGCGGAUAUCCAGUGAAACCACGCCAAUUGUUCCCAAUCCCACUGAAUAAAGUAGGGACAAAGGGUAGCCAUAUUCCUCAAUUAAACAAAGAAAAAGCUUUAGAGCUUGUUAAAAGGUCGGCUUCCAGCAUUGAUAAAGAGAAUAUACGGAGCCCGGAACGGAAAAGUACAUUAGAGCAUUACACACAAAAACUGAACAGUCCCUAUAAAGAGCCUGAACACAGCGUAUACAAACUUUCCAUGUCACCAGAAGGUAAAUUUCAAUUAAACAUUCAACAGAAAGAUCUUGAGAGUGGAUUCGAUGAUACCAGUAUGAUGGAAGAUGAAAAUGAUAAGGAUUUUAUCACAUGGAAAAACGAGCAAGUAUCAAAAUUGAACAGCUUCUCUUUUACGGAUAUCUAA
Messenger RNA from Saccharomyces mikatae IFO 1815, 2658 nucleotides. It is a transcript of the gene ASE1, whose product is annotated as Ase1p. Lineage: Eukaryota; Fungi; Ascomycota; Saccharomycetes; Saccharomycetales; Saccharomycetaceae. The transcript has a single exon. The coding region runs from base 1 to 2658 and encodes 885 amino acids. Gene Ontology annotation, cellular component: spindle; mitotic spindle midzone; cytoplasm. Gene Ontology annotation, biological process: microtubule cytoskeleton organization; mitotic spindle midzone assembly. Gene Ontology annotation, molecular function: microtubule binding. The record is from RefSeq and is a predicted model, not a curated record.